Molecule: messenger RNA, 8148 nt
Organism: Spirodela intermedia
Lineage: Eukaryota; Viridiplantae; Streptophyta; Magnoliopsida; Alismatales; Araceae
Source: the annotation of a GenBank genome assembly
AUGGUGGAGAUGGAUCGAGGUGAUAUUCCGUCCGGUUUGAACAGGAUCAAGACCCGGCGCGUCCCUCUGGAGGACAGCUCCGGCGGCGAUGAUUCCCCCGCACGUCCCGUUGCGCGGUUGGAUGAGAGAGCUGCUUCGGGCGCCAGAGGCCCGAGGACUUCGGACGACUCGACGGGGAGCCGGAGGUCUGGCGACGCUAAAGGUUAAUUGAAUUCGUUUGUAUCUCUGUCUAAUUUUGCGGUGAUCUUUUUGAAUUGGAGGUAUGCCUCCGUUCUGUUUUACGUUUCUGGAAAAUUAACGAAGUCUGAUCGUUAUCUGUGUGGUUUGGUCCUGAUCACGAGUGAAGUUGAGUUAGGUUUCGCGUGGCCGAGAUAUCGGGGUGUUGAUUCGUGCUUAAGUUGAUUUUGGAUGCAUGCAAUAAGCCAGGAUGAGGCUUCAGUCAUGUUUGAUAUCCACUGUUGCCAUUGGUAGCUAGAACUAGACGAGAACCGAUGGAAAAGGACCUAUGGUCAGGUUGUGCUUGCUAUUCUAGUCAGGAAGAAAGUGAUACUGAUUAGAACUUCACCUUUGAUGGUUAGUAUGAUGGCAAUGGAUCCGUCGAUAAGUCCAGCAGAAACCUCUCCGUCCAAAAAGUAUAAUGAUGUGUGCUUCUUGAACAGACUCUUUCCUUUCUGUGUACUUUUUCUCAUUCUCAAUGGUCCCAUUUAUCAGUUUAUCUGAAUUGUACAUCACUGGCAAUUGGAAGUUGUCUUCUAUAAGUUUUAGUGCAUCAUUCAAGGUGUGACCAUGGUCUUGACAUUAUUUCAUACUAUUUGUCUGCGAAGCAAGCCAUUUUCCUUAACUGGGGGAAUGUCUUCUUUUACUUCUCAGGAUUUCGCAAAGGGAAGAAGAUUGCUCGUUGGCUCUCAUCAUAUCUCACUGUCAACAACUCCAAUAAAAUUUCUGGGAAUUCUCCUGAACUUGAGGUAAAUCCUUGUUAAGAAGUAUGGAGGAACUGAGUUCGACCAGUAAGUUAGCAUGUAUAUUCAUUUUCCAUUUUUAAAAUUUCCAGUUAUUUUUUUGCAUAAUUUUCGUUCCACAGACCAAAAAACCAGAAGUAAAGAUGCCACGUAAGGGUCUAGUGGGUAGCAAACAGUCAGUCGAUUUGGAGGACGUGACCAGAAAACGAUCGAUGUAUGGAAGUAAUUUCAUGAAAAAGAUGCCAGAGGGAAAGAAAAGUUUUUCCCAUGAAUUAGGUCCAAGGGGCGGCAUUCGUCCUUCUCAACCCCGAGCUCGUAGCUACAGUGAUCUGAAGGUAUUACUUCUGUUAGUACUGUUUUUGUUUGCUAAUAGCAUAGUUCCUCCCUGUUUCCCCUGAUUCCCUAAAAAGAAUAAAAAGAUUCAAGUUUCCAUGCAACACAAUGAGAAUGCAGUUCUUCUGUAUUUUGCAAGAUGCUGAAUCAGGGGUAACCAUCAGCGUAAAAUUAUUCGUUGUUUUUUUUUCAUUUAGGUAUGGUAGUUCAUAUUCCUCAUUUGAGAGCUGUUUCGAACGAUGAUUCAGGAGCUUUUAGGAUCAUUGCAUUCGAAGUGUCAUGCUGCUAAAGAAGUGGUGAAUGUGGAGCUUGCUGCUUUCGCAAGUGACGUUGCUGAGAUCCUUGAGGAAGACUUGCUUUCAGAGACUAAGGGUCCUACUAAGGACCUCUUGCUUCUUGCACAGAAUUGCAUUGAGAUGUCUUGCAAUGAGUUUCGUGAAAUAUGUGAAGGCAUUGUCCAGGAACUUGCUGAGCGGAGACUACAUUGUCAAGCAGAAGUCUUGAAGCAGCUUUUUACACGUAUGCUCUUUAUUGUGACUCGUUACACAAGACUGUUGCAGUUUCAGAAAGAUGGUGGGGUUAUCAGUGAGGAUUCUCUUCACAAGUUCAGGGAGUGUCUGGAAAGCAUUCCGGUCAUUGAAAUGGGUUGGUCACAGAAGCCUGGCAAGCCUGCUGCUGGUUGGACUGAAACUCCCAGCCAGAUCAAUACGCGCCCAAAUCAAUAUCCAAAGCUCCCGGAGGUAAUAUUUUUACCCUUGCAGGAGUAAUGCAUGGACGCCCAGAUUUGUUUUACUAUUUCAGUUUCGUUAAAUUUCAUCAUUAUCCUACUUCCCUCAGAUUGCGUCCGAUCCAACAAAAAAUUAUGGUAUGGACGGCAUGAAGUCUUUCCCUCCACAGCCUCACGAGGACAGUCUUCCUGGAGAAGGUUCCAUGAGACACAAUUUGGAGUCGCUUCAUGAACAAGAGGAGUCUUCAGAGGAGUUGGAUGAAGUCAUAUGUAGGAUAUGUGAAGUGUAUGUUCCUACAGCAAACUUAGAGUCACAUUCCUAUAUAUGUGCGUAUGCUGACAAGUGUGAUUUGGAAGGGUUGGAUGUGGAUGAUCGUUUGGCAAAAAUGUCAGAACUACUGGAGCAAAUAUGCGAGUCUCAUGCUCAAAACAUCAAUCCAUCUUGCAGCAGCCCUGAGACAUCAAGAAUACAGAAUGUCAGCUCAGUAAAUGGAUCCAAUAAUCAGUCCCCAAAAGUGGUCGAGUGGCACAAUAAAGGUCUUGAAGGAAUGUUUGAAGACCUUCAUGAAAUGGACACGGCAUUCUUAGAUGACUCUCAGUCUUCAAAUUUUAAUAAUUUGAAAGGCUGCUUGAGCAUGAAACUUGGAUCUUCUGUCGCAUUUUCUUCAAAUGAAAGCAUGACCCCGGCUUCCUCAACAUCAACUCCAAGAGCAAAUCACUUCGACUUGUUUUGGCUAGAGCACGGUAAUCCCUCUCAUUUGGAGGAUGCAAAUCAGGUGGGCUAUUUCUUCUCAAUUUUUCACGUUUAUAAAUAUUGAAUUGUACAAGCACUCAAGCUAUUUCACUGUCUUUUUGUAAGUAUAAUCACUACUUGUUCUGAAGAGGGAAUAUUUCUUUUUUCUUGGUCUUACACGUUUUUUUGACUACUUUUUGAUUUUUUUUAAAAAAUGAAUGAAUUGUGUUUUUGCAGAUUAAUAAACUUGCUCAAAUCGCUCGAAAGGUUGAAAAUAUUGAUCUUAAAAUGGGAGGGGGGUUGGAGCAUUUGAAAACGUGCAUUCACAAUGUGUGUAACGUUUUGUAUCAUAAUAAGAAAAAAGGCCUUGUAGUGGACACAUUCGGAAGUCGCCUAAAGAACCUGUUGGAGUAAGUUAUUGGACUUGAAGAACUUUCUUUGUAAUUUAUGCUUGAAAUACUGAAUAGAAGAAAUUGUGGCUGAUCGUGAUGCUGAAAAUCAGGGGAAAAUAUCGUCUGGCCAUGGAACAUGCAGAUCAUAAAGGUUCUGAUGAAGCAAGACAACUCGAAGAAGGUGGAGGAUGUUCCACUGACCAUUCUUUCCAGUCUACCACCUCAACUCCAUCAUAUUUAUCACAUAAAGAGCGGACAAGCAUUGAUGACUUUGACGUCAUCAAACCAAUAAGCAGAGGUGCCUUUGGUGAGGUGUUUCUUGCACGAAAACGGACCACUGGCGAUCUAUUUGCAAUCAAGGUGCUGUUCAUGAGGUUUAUAUGAGACAGUGUUACCUUCACGAAGUGCUUUAGUGCUGUCAAUUUUAAUUUCAAUCUAACGUGUCAUACAUUCAUACGAAUUCUGUAUCAAUGCCCUUGGUUCCUUGCAAAACUGCAGCAAUUUGAAUAAUUAUUAUAUCUCCAAAUACUUUCGUCGAAACUCCACAUUUAUCCAUAGGUUGUGACCUCCUUUUUGCUCUUAAGUUUCCUUGACCACAACUGGACUCAGUUGACUCUGAUAUUGGCGAUCUACCUAUCUACUCUUCCCUUUUUUGUCAUUGAUAUUUGGAAAAAAACUUAAGUGCUCGGCUUUUCACGUCCUGACAGGUACUUAAAAAACUGCACAUGAUACGAAAAAAUGACAUUGAACGUAUACUAGCGGAGCGCAACAUAUUGAUUACUGUCCGGAAUCCAUUUGUGGUGAGUACCUUGUCUAACCAUCUAGGUGCUUCUGGUUUCGACAGGAAUGAACCUCUGCCACUCUAAUUUUCGUGCUUAUUGAUUAGGAGUCAAACUGAUUUCCAACUCAUUUGCUAUUCUCUGAAUCUUUCAAAAUCUCGUUGUCCAAAUGUGAAAGGACCUCUCCUAUCACUCCAAGACAGCUGACAUCGGAGCUUUAUUUCUAAUUUAAAUAGUAAUAACCGAGGAAUGAUUUUGCUGCUCGAUUCUUCUUGGUGGUCCUCUAUAAUGUUCAGACGCGUUCAGUGAAAACUUUGACACAUGGAAAACAUGUAGGAUUUGCUAUUUAUACUGUUUGAUGGUACUUUUCUAUAUUUAAAAGUAAUCUAUUUUUUUCUAUCUCUUCCUUCAGGUGCGGUUCUUUUAUUCAUUCACCUGUAGAGAUAACCUUUAUCUGGUUAUGGAAUAUCUCAACGGAGGUGAUUUAUAUUCAUUGCUUAGAAAAGUUGGAUGUUUGGAGGAAGACAUUGCUCGUGUUUAUAUCGCUGAGCUGGUUUGUGGGAAACUGUGUAUUCUUCUGUUAUGAAAGUUCUUUGAAAGCUUUUUUUUCUCAUCUGUUCCCGUCAAAAUCUUAUUGUAUUAGGUUCUUGCUUUAGAAUAUCUCCAUUCACUGGGAAUUGUGCAUCGUGAUUUGAAGCCAGAUAAUAUUCUGAUUGCACGAGAUGGACAUAUUAAGGUGGGUUGAUAACAAGUUUAUAAUAACUUUCCCUUCUUUUUUAAUAAGUUAGAAUGUUUAACUUCAAGGAAUCUUCUAAAGAUGCCAAAUUACCACACUUGUGCCAUUAUUUUAUGAGCUGGUGCACUGUCUGCAAAUAUCCAGCCAUAUCUGGUCACUAAUAUUUAUGUUAUUAUUAUGUUGUCUUGUUUUGAAAUAAUGUUGAAAACUUUUCUCCUCACCAGCUUACAGAUUUUGGCUUGUCACAAAUCGGACUGAUCAACACAGCAGUUGACUUGUCUGGUUCUGGGAAAAGUAACUCCAUGCUUUUAGACCCUCAGGAUGUGCAUGAUUCUACUGAGGAUGCUUGCAAAGAACAGAAGGGAAGUAGGCAUUCUGCAGUAGGAACACCAGAUUAUUUGGCUCCUGAAAUUCUUCUCGGAGCUGAGCAUGGUUUGAAACAUCAUCUGUGCAUCGUUUUUCUCAUUUUCAUGCGACACUGCCAAAAAUAGAUGUCUCACUCUUCCAUUUCUCAAUCCUGCAGGUAAUGCUGCAGACUGGUGGUCAGUAGGGAUUAUCUUGUUUGAGUUCUUAACUGGGAUUCCACCUUUCACAGCCGAGCUUCCUGAGGUUCCUAUACUUCAAUUGGUCUUUUCUUCAUAACCUGCUUGAAGUUCUUUGCCUGCACUUGCACUUCAAUUCAGACAAUUAUUCAUUUUUAAUUUUUGUGGUUUCUAACCUGAAAAUUUCAAUUCUCUAAUUGUAAUUUUAAGGUAAAUAGAAUCAUUUUUCAAUAAACAUUCAGUCUUUGCUGCAAUCUUUUAUGAGACCUCAAACAACUUUUAACCUAACAGUUGAGCUCAAUGAACGAGAAGCACUGUUUGGAAAUUUUUUUAGCAAUCAAUCAAUUUUUAUUUUUUUUAGAUUCGACAUGUAUAUUACUUUUCUAUUUUAAAUUUUUUCUUCAUCCAGCUCUUCCAGUACACUGUAACUAUGGUUGUAUUCUUAGUCACAUGCCAGUUAGGAAAACAGGAGAAGAGACACGCUAUGUGAGUAGAAUUGAUGGUCCUGUGAUGGAAAGCUUUCAGCCUGAACAAUUCUUGGUGAUGAUAUUUGAAUGAUAUAUAUGCGUUUCAUUUUAUUGGUUAAACUGAAUAACUCUGAGGAUACCACGGCGAUGUUUCUGUAUAUAGCGGGUUUUUUUUUCUUAACUUCUACUUUUAGAUCUAUAUCUUCGUAUAUGGAUGUUGAUUUCAAUAAAAAAAUUUCCUCUGGUUAUUUCCGAACAGAGAAUCUUCGAGAACAUCCUGAACAGGAAAAUUCCUUGGCCCGACAUUCCAUCAGAGAUGUCUUUGGAGGCCAAAGACUUGAUCGAGAGGUUUGUUGACUUAUUUUCCACCAUUCUCAAUUGAUUUCGUGUAGUCUUCCAUUCUUUCUCACUGCUGCUGUAAUUUUUUGGACGUGAAGAAGAGGAUUUUAUUCUUCUUUAGGAGUUAGAGCGGACGAACCUAGUUUAGACUUCAGGAGAGACCCUAACAAUGGAGGACUCUCUGGCCGUUGACUUGCAAUUUUAUGAGUACCUGUACCAUACCUGGCCGUUAAGAUUAGGCUCGAUUUGCAUGAUCUAGGAGAAAGUCAACCCUAGGCAGAAGUUCAUUAGUCUUCUUAUGUGGGAGAUCCCUCUGUGCCGCAGAUAUCUGACUGGGCUCUGGCGCCAUUGCGAGUUUCACACUGGCAUUCUCAUGAGUAUUUCUUUACCUAAGCUAUGUCCUCUGACCCUCUUCUCCUAUUCUCUCUCCGCAGGCUUCUUAUUCAAGACCCUGACCUGCGCCUUGGUGCAAAUGGUGCCUCAGAGGUCGUCAUCCUUAACAAUGCGUCUCUGUUCAUAUGCUUCAUCAUCUUGUUGAAUCGAACCGCUGAAAAUGGGUGUCAACACGACUCUCAUUUUAUUUUUUUUAGCGUUAGUUUAUUUAUUUAUUUAUUUAUUCAUUUUCAGGUGAAAGCGCACCCUUUCUUCAGGACAGUGGACUGGGGCAACCUCGCCUUGCAGAAGGUAGUUUGGCGGGUCAUACCAUCGUUUCUCUUUUCCGUUCAUCCUCAGUUAGGUUUUAAUAUGCUUCAAAUCCUCACACGAAUAUACUUUGGAAAAAUAUUUGACCAGUAAAUUAUAUUCAUGGAGCAUUAAAUGGGCAACGUAUUUUUUUAAUAAAAUAAAUAAAUAAAAACUGCGGCUGCCACCAGUCGUUGACUUUUGUCUGUCUACAUUUCCCUGAAUCCUCGUUCUCAUGCCCGGAUCUUGCCCAGAUCGCUUCGAUAUUGUAACCUACUCUUAGCGGGCUCAUUUCAAUAUCCUCCGAUUCUACACCCACAUGAUUUGAUUGCAGGCUGCUUUCAUCCCAAAUCCCGACAGCGCCGACGACACGAGCUACUUCUUGUCGCGGUAUUCGUCAACCUCCUUGCAGACUCCAGAAGACCCGAAUUCCAGUGACUGCCCCUCCGAGGCAACUGAUUCGAGCUCACAUUACGAGGUCAUCGACGUAUGCUCUUUCACCCUCAUACUUUCAUUCAUAUAUUUUCAUCGCAUUAUUCCUAUUCUUGCGCGCCUUGCCAAACUUGGGUGCAGCUUCAUCUAUUUAUGUCACCAUAUUUGCUAAGAGGCCCUGAUUAGGAAAUAACAAGAUCGAAUUUAACAUGUUUUCAGGGACAUUUAUAUUUAUCUUGACAUACAUUUAUAGAUUAUUCAUGUGUAAAUGCGUCAAAUGUGGGAUACAAUUAGGGGUUUGACCAUAUAGAGUAUGGAAUCUAAUUUGGGUGAUCCCUCUGAGAUGAUCUAGGGAACUGGGCAUUCAAACUCGUGAGUCCGGUUUUGUGUUACUCUCUCUCUCUCCCCUUCGUGCAUGGAUAUGAAUAUAUGGGAGGCCAGGUCUGACCCCCAGCCAGCCCGUUGACGUCCCCCCAUUCUGUGCCUCUUUUGGUGAUCGACAGAAAAUGUCUGGUUUUUUUUCUCGAUUAAAGUUUUUAUUGUGUAUCCAUAUCUUGAAAAUCAUCCAUAUUUAAAACUCAGACCAUCAUAACCUUCGUGCUUUCCACACUCCAGGUGGACCAAUCAUGUGAAUGGAGGGACUUGUCCUCUUCUCCUCGCGUUGACCUCUCCGGGAUCAACUUCUCUUUUAAGGUGAAUAUUCUUGAACCUACUUUUUAGCUGUCGACUUCUGCAUACUUUUUUGCCAAAUAAGUCUGGAAUCUGAUCAGCUGACCAGAUUUAAUCGGCCAUGGUUAUCUCAAGAACCCGGCUGGAUCAGUCCGAAUUGGUCGUAGAUUAGUCCCAAAGAACUGGUUGACAUUGAUCCGUGCCAUGCGAUGAUGAAUGCUUCACCUUUCAACCGCUGACUCAAGGUUGUCUUGCAGAAUCUUUCCCAACUUGCCUCCAUGAACUACGACGUCCUCUUGCAGAGUGGAAGAUUACCAAAAUCUUCGUCCCCAUUGAAAGGUCCAAGUUCUCAACCUUAG